CCCGCGCCUGGCCCGGAAGGGCUCCGCGGCCGUCACCGCGGUAACGGCGCCGCGCCGGCGGCAUGGCGGAGCCGCAGGCCGCAGCGAUCUCCCCAGCAGCCACAGAGCCUCCAAAACCUCGUCCUAAAAAAGCACCAGAUGUGCCCAUCCUAGAGAGGAAGAACUGGCUCAUCUACCUGCUCUAUGUUCGCCAGGACUACGAGGAGUGCAAGGCUGUCAUCAAGGAGCAGCUGCAGGAGUCUCAGGGGCUGUGUGAAUAUGCAGUCUACGUUCAAGGGUUGAUAUUCCGCUUGGAGGGGAAGAUUCAGGAGUCUCUUGAGCUUUUCCAGACGUGUUCCAUCCUGAACCCUCGGAGCUCUGACAACCUCAAGCAGGUGGCACGGUCCCUGUUUCUUUUGGGGAAGCACAAGGCAGCCAUUGAAGUGUACAAUGAAGCAGCCAAGCUGGAUGAGAAGGACUGGGAGAUCAGCCACAACCUGGGGGUGUGCUACAUGUACCUGAAGCACUUCAACAAGGCACGGGACCAGCUCAACAAUGCCCUGGAGCUGAACAAACACGAUCUGACUUACAUGAUGCUGGGGAAGAUUCACCUCCUGGAGGGGGAGACAGAGAAAGCCAUUGAAGUCUACAAGAAAGCUGUCGAGUUUUCUCCCGAGAACACAGAGCUGCUUACAACCCUGGGCUUGCUUUACCUGCAGCUGGGGGAUUAUCAGAGGGCCUUUGAACACCUUGGAAACGCACUUACUUAUGAGCCAGGCAACUACAAGGCUACCUUGGCAGCUGGCAGCAUGAUGCAGGCCCAUGGAGACUUUGAUGUGGCCCUGUCCAAGUACAAGGUGGUGGCCACUGCAGUCCCCGAGAGCCCCCAGCUGUGGAACAACAUCGGGAUGUGCUUCUACGGCAAGAAGAAAUACGUAGCUGCUAUCAGUUGCCUGAAGCGGGCCAACUACUUGGCUCCCUUUGACUGGAAGAUCUUGUACAAUCUGGGCUUGGUGCACCUCACCCUGCAGCAGUAUGCAUCUGCUUUCCACUUCCUGAGUGCUGCCAUCAGCUUCCAGCCCAAGAUGGGAGAGCUCUACAUGCUCCUUGCAGUGGCUCUCACCAACCUGGACGACGCUGAGAACGCCAAACGUUCCUACGAGCAAGCAGCAGCCCUGGACAAGUCCAACCCCCUGAUCAACCUCAACUACGCUGUGCUGCUCUACAACCAGGGGGACAAGAAGGGAGCCCUCUGCCAGUACCAGGAGAUGGAGAGGAAGGUCAAUGCUUUGAAGGAGAGCAGCACUCCUGACUUUGACCCUGAGAUGGUGGAAGUUGCCCAGAAGAUGGGAGUUGCCCUGCAGGUUGGGGAGAGCCUGGUCUGGACAAAGCCUUCUAAAGAGUCUAAAUCCAAGCAGAAAGCUGCGGGCACAGGGAAGUCCUCCAGCACUCAGCAGCCCCUGGGCUCUAACCAGGCCCUGGGGCAAGCCAUGUCCUCAGCUGCUGGGUAUGGGAAAACCAUGCAGCUCCCCACAGGUGCUGGAGCUGCAGCUCCUGCUGCAAAGCCUCCUUCGCUGCCGCUGGAGCCCGAGUCAGGCUCAGAGACGAGCCCCGAGGAGACCUCGGCACCAGCAGAGGCUGAAGAGGAGAGGAAGGGGAAGCAGCAGAGCCAGGAGGCAGAGGAGUAGGAUGGACUCUGCUCAGAACAGGCAGGUGCAGGAGCAUCUCCAAAGCUGCCUGCUGAUCCGUGGGGAAAGGCAGCUGCCCUGGCCCCUGGGGCACGGUGCCCUCACCCCACUGCCACCGAGUGUCAAUGCAGCUCUUCCGUUCCUCCUCUCA
Molecule: messenger RNA, 1818 nt
Organism: Pogoniulus pusillus (Red-fronted tinkerbird)
Lineage: Eukaryota; Metazoa; Chordata; Aves; Piciformes; Lybiidae
Gene: BBS4
Product: Bardet-Biedl syndrome 4
Exons: 16
Coding region: 63-1667 (534 amino acids)
Biological process (GO): cilium assembly; protein localization to cilium
Cellular component (GO): ciliary basal body
Molecular function (GO): protein binding
Source: RefSeq, a predicted model, not a curated record